AUGGCAAACAAGUGGUGGAAGUCGACUCGAGCUUUGGUUCAGUUGAAAUUAGGGGAAGCAGUCCCCAUUUCUUGGGAGUAUUUCAAGAGAAUCUUUCUGGAUCACUUUUUCCCACGAACUCUUCAGGAGUCGAGAGCUCGCCAAUUUAUGGACCUUACUCAAGGAUCAAUGACGGUAGCACAGUAUGCUACGACAUUCAUGGAGCUUUCUCGUUUCGCUAGUUACUUAAUUCCAGAUGAGGAAAAGAAGGCUGAAAAAUUUGAGUGUGGACUGUCACCCACCAUUGCUGAAGAAGACCUCCAAGAAAACAUUGAGUACAACAGCCAAAGGAAGCGCCAGCAACAGCAACAACUCCAAGCAGUGUCGCAUAAGGACAAGAGGCCUCACAUCGAGAAUCGUCAAGGGCAACCACCAGCAGGGCAAGCUUACCCCACGUGUGCAACAUGUGGGAGACGACAUUUGGGAAAGUGUAUGUAUGGCCAGAACGUGUGUUUCAAGUGCGGGAAGCCAAACCAUCUAGCUCGGGACUGCCCAAUUAAGAAACUUAGGGAACCAAGUAGGAACGGAGGAGAGAAGACGCAGGCUAUAGCGAGGGUUUAUACCCUUACCCCUGUUGAUGCUGAAGCAUCAAAUGAUGUAGUCACAGGCAAAUUAUCGUUGUUUUCACGUCAUGCCUCCAUAUUAUUCGACUCUGGUGCUACUCAUUCUUUCAUUUCAAAUCACUAUGCACCUUUGGCUGAAAAGAUACCUGAACCACUAGAACCUAGUAUGUAUGUUGCUACGCCCUCGGGGGAUCAUAUUAUUUGUGAUUCUAUGCUAAUUGGAUGUCCGAUAAAGAUUCAAGGGAGAAUUCUACCUGCAGACUUAAUCAUAUUUAAUAUGUCCGAAUUUGACGUGAUUCUUGGAAUGGACUGGUUAUUCUGGAACCAUGCCUCUGUGGACUGCUUUAAUAAGAGAGUAGUCUUUAAAUCCACAGAUGGGGAGGAGUUUAGUUUUCAGUCAGUACGAGAAACUUCCCCUCCUCGUGUAAUCUCAGCUUUGCAGGCCACCUGA
Juglans regia (Persian walnut) is the source of this 1053-nucleotide messenger RNA. RefSeq lists its product as uncharacterized. Gene Ontology annotation, molecular function: aspartic-type endopeptidase activity; nucleic acid binding; zinc ion binding. Gene Ontology annotation, biological process: proteolysis. Bases 1 to 1053 code for a protein of 350 amino acids. Lineage: Eukaryota; Viridiplantae; Streptophyta; Magnoliopsida; Fagales; Juglandaceae. The record is from RefSeq and is a predicted model, not a curated record. The transcript is spliced from 3 exons.